GAUGACAAGUAAGUUCGCCGAUUCUCGUGCAUGCCACGGGCUUAGCGUGGAGCAUGCCCAUCUUGUGUCACAUGACGAAGCGAGCUCGGCUCAGCGUGUUUUGUAUGACUAUGAUGAGUAUGAAGCCUUCUGACAAAGGAUUGCUUGUAGAAAAUGGAUGAUAUCCUCUUUGAAGUAGUAUUUAAUAUGAUGGUGAAUUAAUGUGUGUUCUAGCUUAGCCAUGAUUGUUGUCAUAUUACACUGAAACCGUAAUGAAGAACCCUUUGAUCAUUUUCAACUAUUUUGGUUCAAAGAAUGUGUCCAAAUGUUGGGCUUGUAACCGUUGGCUUUCAACGGGAAUGUACAUGCCUGAAUGGACCACGUGCAAGACAAUGACACUGCAUAACAGAUGGACGGGCGAGCGAGCGCGUCAUGUCUCGCAGUGAUGACAUAAAGCCAGUGUCACUAUCAGUUGUUGGAUCUUCACAUGCACAAAGCAAAGCCCAGGUUCAGCUCACGACAUCGUUCAUUCAUCUGGAUGCUACUUAAUUGUGAUUUUUGUGAUGUUGUGGAAGCUGUUUGUUGGAGGCAUUGCCUGGGAAACGACACCAGAUAAACUUCAAGCAUAUUUUUCAGCAUUUGGAAAGGUAGUGGACUGUGAUAUCAAAAAAGACCAGGCCACAAAGAAACCCAGAGGCUUUGCCUUCGUUCUCUUUGAGAAUGCAUCAUCGGUUGAAAAGGUCCUGCAAACACAAGAGCACAGACUCGACAACAAGAACAUCGAUCCCAAGCCUGCCAAAGCCAUCAAGAAACCAGAAAAGAAGAAGAAGAUCUUCGUUGGAGGAAUCGGCACAGACUUAAAAGAUGAACAACUCUUGGAAUAUUUCAGCAAAUUUGGAAAUGUGGUAGAAUCGGAGUUCCCAGAAGACAAGUCGGGGAAGAGACUAGGUUUUGCAUUUUUCACAUAUGAAACGUCAGACGAAGCACAGGAUGCACAGAAGAGUAGGUUUCACACCAUAGGAACUAAGAAAGUUGAAGUAAGCGAAGCAGUAUCAAAGGAAGAGAGGCAACAAAUGAAGAUGAGAGCAGGCAUGGGCGGCAUGCGACCGGGAAGAGGAAGAGGAGGAUUUGGUCCCGGGUUCAAGGGUGGAUAUGGAAGCUACGGAGGAUAUGAAGAAUCUGGCUACUAUGGUAACUUUGGUGGUGGCGGCGGCGGUAGCUACGGCGGUGGUGGCUACGGCGGUGGUGGCUACGGCGGUGGUGGCUACGGCGGUGGCGGCUAUGGCGGUGGCGGCCAAGGAUACCAAGCUGGCCCUGGGUACUACCCUGACUAUAACCAAGGUUACAACCAAGGAGGAUACAACCAAGGAGGUGGCGGCGGCUACGGAGGAUACGGCGACUACAGCAGCGGCGGUGGUGGAGGAUACGGAGGCGGCUAUGGCGGCGGCGGUGGCGGUGGUUACGGAGGCUACAGUGGAUAUGAACAAUCAGGGCCCGGCAAAGCCCCAGUUGAUCGACGUGGGGGCAGAGCCCAACACCCCUACUCUCGCUAAAGACGUGUUUUAAGGCCAAGAAGGGGGACCCAUAUACAGAUUAACGAUGGACACUCGUAAGAAGUCGAUGCUUGCCCCUUUGCCAAAAAAAAAUUGGAAAAAAAAUUUGUACAGAAAACGAAAAUUAGGGGCAAGUGUUUGGAGUAGAGACUUGAACGAAGUGUAUUGGCGAAUGAAUUUGUGGAAUUGCUGUAUAUGUUAUCUUCCGUGAGGCGUGGCUUAUCGAUGGCGAAGGAUCCGGAGUUUCACAAGGACAACUCUUAGCACCCAUGUCUUUCUGAGAGGAGUGCAAAAGAUUCUAGCUCUUGCAAAAAAAAAUUGAUUCUUAACGUAAUUGUCCCUGUGAAACUCUACAAUAUAUGGACUCGGGGGAGGAAUGAAGAGGAUGAAAUGUAUAAUUAGCUCAUCUGUACCAAAGCGAAUCAAAACAGUUUUUUGAGAAAAAGAAAAUGAAAAAAAAAAAUUCUGCGACACAAAAACGUUUUCUGAAUGUGCAUAUGAAUCACGCAGUGGUAUUCUGGAUAUCAUUUUUUAUUUGCAAUUCUCUUCCAUCCAUGAAAAAGGAGAGAAGAGAUUAUGUGAGAGAGAAGAAAAAAGGGAUAGACAGAUUAACCGGUUGUCCUUUUUAAUGACCAAUUGUAUUAUAAUUUAACCAAGAUUUAAAACCCCUUUCUGUUCUGUUUUUGCCCCCGGUGUGUUUCUCAUCAAAUCAAAUCAUUGCCUUGUUAAAAUGUAUGUCAUAUUUUUCUUGCAAUUAUAAGCUUUGUAUUUGUGAAAUUUUUCCUAUCUAGUGGCUUGGCCUUUCUUAUGUAACUUCCAUUUAUUUCAUGUAGUAAUUUUUUGCCUUGAGUUCUAAUUGGUUAAAAUAAAAUUCCAUUCCUAUUGGUAUUUUAAAAACUCAAGUCCUGUAAAGGCUAGUGUUAAAUUCUCCAUCUCUUCCGUUUUGUGUUUUUUUAAUGAAUUUAAGAUAAACGUAAUUUUAAGAUUUAACAUAAAAUUAAGAUUAACAUCUAAGAUAAAACAUAAUUUGAUAUUACUUGCAAUUAAAUACAAAAUCUAAAAUUGAGUUCCCAUUUUUAAUCAUAGGAUUUAGUAUGUCUCUUGCCCCCUUAUAAAUAUAAAAUCAUAACACAGUUCACCAUUUUAAUAUAUUAUGUACAUGACGUGUGGGAAUUGGUAAGAUGUCUUCUUCGAAAAAGGAGGCAAAUCGCCACAUUCCAGUAUUUAUGUGAAAUGGGCCGUGCACUGUCGAGUGAAUAUGAUGCAAUUUGCCAAACGACACGACUGCCCAAAAGUUUUAUGUUAUUUUUUAUUGACUGAUUUUUUUUAUCUUAUCAAUUUUUUUAUACAAAA
Molecule: messenger RNA, 2885 nt
Organism: Lytechinus pictus (painted urchin)
Lineage: Eukaryota; Metazoa; Echinodermata; Echinoidea; Temnopleuroida; Toxopneustidae
Product: heterogeneous nuclear ribonucleoprotein A3 homolog 2-like
Exons: 10
Coding region: 543-1532 (329 amino acids)
Biological process (GO): regulation of gene expression
Cellular component (GO): nucleoplasm; chromatin
Molecular function (GO): RNA binding
Source: RefSeq, a predicted model, not a curated record